AGAGAGAGACAGAGACAGAGACAGAGAGAGAGAGAGAGAGAAGAAAAUAGGAUAGUAAAGGAAUGUUUAGAAUGUUCAAAAUGUAAGCAGAGUGAAUACAGAAGAGAUGUAGCAAGUGAUGGCUGUAAAGAAGGAUGCCAGAAAAUAGAAAAGUAAAGGGAGAGAGAAAGAGAAUUUGGCUGUUAGUGGGAAAAGAAAGGAGAAAAAGAGAACAAGGGAAAUAAACAAAUUAAAAUAAAACAAAACCAAAACAUAAAAAAAUAACAUUUUAGUUCUCAAAGACAAGGGAAAAUAAGUAGUGUUAAAAAAAAUGCUAAAAAUGAGAAAAAAAAUGUAAACCAAUAUAUAUAGGUAUAUAUAUAUUCAUGAAAUAUUCAGCACAAUAAAAACACCAAAAAAGGAUACAACAUUUUAUGAUAAGUAAAAGAAUUUUCCUCUUUUGGGCUAUAUGAGAGAUGGAGACCAAGCUCUGGGAGUUGUUAACCCCUUCCUCUUUUUCUAUUGCUCUCAAAAGUUGCCAACAGGAAUGGUCUAAAACUGAAGCUGGUUGAAAUAGCUCUCAGCUUCUUACCAGUGUAAGGGGUGAUGGAAUGGGAAGGACUGUUGACUGGAGUUUUCUCUCACAGACCAGAUUGAUGCACUCCUAGAGUCUAGCCUGCUACAGAGUUCCAAUUGGGGAGAUCUGGUGGCUGCGGCUUGAAGCCUUUGGAACUUGGUUGGAUGGUAUUUGCUCUGGAGAGAUUAGGUCAACACACUCUAUGGCCAGGCAGAUGCAGAUCUCUGCUGGAAGUCUGGAUCUCUUGAACUUCCCAAGAACUCUACUUGUGGGGCAGGAGAGCCAACCCUGCACAGGUGUCACACACUCAGCUGCCCACAAAUAUGGCCUUCCCAGGGUUAGUCCCUGAGUGUGCUCAUGCCCUCCUUCAGAUUCCCAACCCUCUUCAGGGAGGUCACGUGAGCCACCAGACUGAAUGGGACAGUGAGUUGCAAUUCUCGCAGUAUUUCUGACUUGAAGUCCCCCCACCCAACCUGACACACACAGUGUUGUGUGUGCCUGUUUCACUCAUUGUUCUAGGUACAACCCAGGCCAUACUGUGGGUACUCAUCUGGACAGUAUAGAGAUAUUUGUUAGGAUCUCCGGGACUCUGGAAGCAGGAAGCUGCAGCAUGGCCUCCUCAGAAUGGUUCCUGUCUCAGCUGUCUGCUUGCCAGUUAGGAAACAGAGAACUCUUUUCAAACUCCUGUUCACUGUGCGGCCAGUGGAUCAGUUAAAUACAUGCUGUUUUUCUGAUCUACAGGUUUUUCUGUGCCAAGUGUGUUUUUCUCUGUAUCUUUCCUCCUCUCUGUGGUGAGCCAGUGCCACUGCCACAACCAACUUGGUUCCAAUGUAUUUUUAAUUUUUGUUCAAUGCACAAGGAUUUCUGAGUCUUGAGUAGCCUCUGACUGUCUAAUAUUGAAUUUCAGUGAAUUUCCUCUUUUACCUAACUCUCUGAAAAGCAGUACACCUACUAUUUGCAUCCCAAGUUCCAGAGAAACUGGAAAUGCAGACAUCCUCUAGUGCACCAUCUUGAAUCUCACUUCUUUGGCAAUUUUUAAAUAGGGUUGCUUGUUGUUUUGUUAUGGGGAACUUUGUGUUCCUUGUAUAUUUUGGGGAGUAGCCCUUAUCUGAUGUAUGAUUUGCAAAUACUUUCUUCCAGUGUAUGAGUUUCUUUUCACUUCUUAAUUAUUUUCUUUUGGGGGCAGAAACACUUUGGUUGAAUGCUUUUCUAUUGGUAUAUUUUUCCUUUUGUUGCCUGUGCUUUGAGGAUCAUAUCCAAGAAAGUUCUAUCCAGACCAAUGUCAGGGACUUUGCUCCUAUGUUUUCUUCUGGUAGCUUUGUAGUUUCAGUUGGUGUGUGUGUGUGUGUGUGUGUGUGUGUGUGUGUGUGUGUGUUUUGGUAAGUGUUUUUCCUCUUUUUCUCAGGAUGGUCUUGAACUCAUGUGCUUAUCCUGCCUCAACCUACCACGUAACUAGAACUCAGGCCUGCUCUACCAUACCCUGCUUCAGGACUUACAUUUAAAUCUUUUAUGCACUUUGAGUUUGAUUCUCAUAUAAGGACUUAUAUGAAGGUCCAUUUCCAUUCUUAUGUUUGUGAAUAGCUUGUUUUUUUCAACAGCUUUUAUUGAGAUACCAAUUUCAUAUUCUGUACACUUGGCACCUUUGUCAAGAAUGCAUUCACUGUACAUGUAUGGGUUUAUUUCUGAGUUCCUUUCCAUUGGUCGUCAUGUUUGUUUUCUUGCCAAUACCAUGAUGCUUUAUUUAUUGUAGUUUUAAAAUCUAUUUUGAAAUCUGGUUUUAUUAUAUUCCCAGCAUUGUCCUUUUUGAUCAAUACAGUUUUGAUUUUGGGGGGGGUCUAUUUUUGUCACCUUUUUGAUUGCUGUGAACAAAAGACCUGACCAGAACAAUUUUAGAGGAGGAAAAAUUUACUUGGGGACUUGCAGUUUCAGAGGUCACUAUCCAUAGAUGGCUGACUCCAUUCCUUGGGGCCCUAAGUAAGGCAGGACAUCAUGGAAGAGGAGUGAGUUGGAGGAAAGCAGCUCAGGACAUUUCACCAGGAAGCUGAGAGAGUGAGCUCCGCCCAACUACACAAAAUAUGUACCCCAAAGGCAUACUGCCAAUGACCCACCUUACCUAGCCACAACCUACCUUCCUACAGUUACCACUCUGUAGCUCCUACCUGGGAUUAAUACUAGUUAGGUUAAGACUCUCAUAACCAAGUCAUUUCACAUCUAAGCUUUCUUGUAUUAUCUCGCACAUGAAUUUUUGGGGGACACCUCAUAUCUAAACCACAGCAGGGUCUUUUGUGGUUCCACAUGAAUUCUAGAAAUUUUUUCCCAUUUCGUUGUUGAAUGAAAUUAGAAAUUUGAUAAACCCAACUGGUUUUGUUUUUUCCUUUUCCUUUUUCUUUUUCUGUGGUGCUGAGAUUAAACCCAUGACCUCAAGCAUGCCAGGCAACUGCUCUGCCACUGAGCUCCACUCCCAGCCUGAUGACCCUGUUUCUGGUGGAGCCUUCUGUCCUUGGGUCUUCUCUUCAUCCCACUGCUCCGAGACCUCCCCAGCAGGAGUCUUGGUGCUGACAGUCAUUGGCUCUGAGCACAGUGCAGGAUACCUUGACCUCCCUGCUGUUCUCAGCAUCAUGCCCUCUUUCUCCCAGUGUGGGCAUCACCCUCCUGAUGGUCUCUUGCCCACUUCUUUAUCCAACCCUUGCCCAUUUUAUACCUCUACUCUCCACCCUACAGGUGCUGGACUUUAUCUCUCCCUGGUCCCACUGCACCUCUCUGCUGUGGGACCUUUUCCUCACCACCCCUGCCUACCUGCCUGGAGCCCUCACCAACUUCUACCUGUCACAAGCCCCCUCUGGUGGGACCUUUGCAAUCUAUAGCCACUCUCAUCUGCCUUCAUCCAGAGCAACACCCCUGUCUUCCCCCUAACCCGGUUCUCCUAGGGUCACCUCUAUGCUGUGUUCAACCCCCACCCCUAGUCAUUCCUUGACCAGGCUACUAAUCUCUCUUGCCCUUCCCUCCUCCCCUUCCCAUCCAUAUUAGAAAAAGGCUCUUGGUCCUCCUGCUCUUUGCCCUUCUCCCUCUUUUUGGGGGUUCCUUUACCUUAGAGGGCUUUGGCUCCCUCAGCCAUGUGUCCAAAUCUGUGUUUUGGUAAUUGGUUGGUCCUGGUGUUCCCCAACUAUGGCCUCUCCCAUCACCACUUUCGUCCUGUGAUAUUUUUUAUUUGUUUGUUCAUUUCUUUGUGUUGGACAUUGAACCUGGCCUCAACCAUGCACUCCACCUCUGAGUAACACCCCUGGCCCCUAUGUUUUCCUAACCUGAUGCUCUUUUGGGAUGUGACCUGCUCCACUCCAGCCCUUCCACUGUGAAGGGCCUCCCCCAGGUUGUGCAAGUUGUCCCUCUUCCUUUAUACACUUUGUAUAGUAACCUCAAGAUCAUCCAUAGUGUAACAACUAACAGAAUGCCCUUCCUUUUUAAUUCAGAAUAAUAUUCCUUUGGCAUAUAAGCCACAUUUUGAUGAGGUGUUCCUCAGUUGAUGGGUACUUGGGUUACUUAUAUCUUUUGGCUUUUUGGAACAAUGCUGUUAUUAAUGUGGGUGUGCACAUCUCUGCAUUUACCUGCCUUCACUACUGUUGUGUUUAUGGCCAGAAAUACAGUAACUGGAUUAUACAGAAAGUAUCUUUUGAGCAUUUGGAGGGACCCCCUUACUAUUUUCAUAGCAGCUGCACCAUUGUAUGCAUAGGUAAGCAAUUCACCUGUGCUGCAAUUUUCUAUGUAUUUGUGAAAUUGUUCAUUCCACAUUCUUUUUUUCUAAAUGGUAGCCAUCCUCAUGUGUACAACAUGGAGUCUUAUUGUGCUUUUAUUUUCAUUUCCCUAAUGACUGAUGAUGUUGAGUAUCUGUUCAUGUGCUUCUUAGGUAUUUGUAUAUCUACCAGGGAACUGGCUGUAGAGAUAUUUUGCCCAAUUCUGAAUAGAUUCAACUUUUAUAUUAUUUUUGAGUUGUCAAGAUCCUUUUCUGUUUGCUUGUUUUGGGAACUGGGAUCAAUCCCAGGCUCUUGCACAUACUAGGCAAGUGCUCUACAGCUGAGGAUUUCUACCCCAGCUCAAGUAUUGCAAAUAUUUUUACCCCAUUCUGCAGGUCACCAUUUCUGUGGGUAUGCUUUGGUGUUUAGAUGUUUUUAUGUUAAUUAUUUUGAUGGGUCAAAUUUAUCAAUUGUUAUCUAUAGUGUCUGACAAGUGCUUGUGGUGUCAUAUCAUUGAAAAUUAGUCAAUUCUUUUUUCUGAAGAUUAUUGCCAAUACAUUUUCUAACAAAUAUGUUUAUCUAAUAUAUACAUACAUGUAUGCAUAUGUAUAUACAUAUAUACAUAUAUAUAUUAUUAGUAAUAUGAAUUGAACCUAUAAUCUCUCACAUGCUAAUAAGAAAUCUAACACUGAGCUACAUGACAGGCAUUUUAAAAAUUUUAUUGUGAGAUAGGGUCUCUGACUAAGUUUCCCAAGUUGACCUUGAACUUGCAUUCAUCUGCUUCAGUUUCCUGAGUAGCUGGGAUUACAGGCAUAUAUCACUAUAUGUAGCUGCCAAUGUGUUUUCUUCUAAGUUUUAUAGUUUGCAUUUUGAGUUUGUGUGUGUGUGUGUGUGUAUGUGUGUGUAUACAAUCUGCAUAUUGAACCCAGGCACUUGGACAAGCUAGGCAAGCACUCUCUCAUUGAGAGUUAAUUUCUAUUCCAGAGUUAAUUUCUAUCUGUGAAUAAGUAAAGGGUCCAACUUCAUUGUUUGUGAGUGGAAAUCCAAUUUUUCCAGCAUUAUCUAUUGAAAAGAUACAUCAGAUCUUUGAAAACACUGCCAGCUGCCUUUUCUCAGGAGAUGCUAAUAGGACCAUUUACCUCCCCUACCUAGGGCCUCCAGAUGUUUGAUCUUUUGAGUUGGACCCACCUAUUGCUUUACAUCCCUUUAUGGUACAACCCUGCUCAAUACUUUUGGGGCCACAACCCUCCCUUACACUGCCCCAACCUGCCUGUCCCACCUUAUCCAUGAGAAGUCUGCAGAGAGGCAGCACCCCUAUUUCAGCCCCCUGCCCCCCUGCCCUAUCCCCUGCACAUGUGUGACCAUGGGUCCACCCUCCCUCCACCCUUCCUGGGCCUUCCCUGCUGUGCACAUCUGGACCUCCUGUUCCUCCUGCCCCUGCAGGCCAGCCUCUCCUCUUGAACUCUCUCCUAUACACUUAGGCAACCUGUUCCCCUGUCUUGGGCCCUGGCUUCUAUGCCUGCCCCUCUCCAUUUCCCCUUUCUCCAUCCCUCACUUCCCCUCUCCUUCAUCUUUACUUUCCUAUCUGCAUUGUAUUGGGAACCUUUCUUCUGUCCCUUUGUCUGUGUGUGUUUGCUGCCUCCUCGGGUGCUCAGGACAGCAGAGCCUUUGUGGUGAGCAUUGAUGAGAAGUUGUUUCCAGGAAGAGGUGUCAUCUGUUGCUUCCUCUUCCACAGGGAACCACAGUCUUCACUAUAACCUCACAGUGAGGUCCCAAGGUGGAUUAGUGCAAUCAAGGUCCUUUGCUGAUGGUUAUUGGGACCAUCAGCUCUUCCUUCACUAUGAUAGUGACUCUAAAGAAAGCCCCAAACCCCAAGGGCCAUGGGCAGAAAAACCCUUGGGAAAUGAGAGGUGGAACAUAGAGAUCCAGGAGUUGAAAGAGCACAUCAAGAAAGCAAAAGCAACCCUGGCAGAUAUCAAUGCCCAGCAGGAGCAGAGAGGAGGGUCUCAUUCCCUUCAGGAGAUUUGGGGCUGCAAGAUUGAAGAGGACAACUGCACCAGGAGCUUCUGGAUGAUCUACUAUGAUGGGGAGCCCUUCCUCUCCUAUCACCCAGAGACACGCAGCUUGAGAGUGGAGCCAUCCUCAGCUCAGACCUUGGCUAUGGAAGUCAAGAAUUCCUGGGAUGAAGAUGGCAUUCAAAGCAAGGACAUCUGGGCCCAAGUGCAGGGAGAGCUUUGUGGAAAACUUCGGACUUAUCAAGUCUCCUGGAAGGGCUCCUCCCUCUCCCCUGGAGCCUCUGCCCAGGAGACCUUGUUGUCACCAACAGUGAAUAUGACCUGUGGUGAAACCUCUGAGGACACCAUCAACGUGACAUGUUGGGCUUGUGGCUUCUAUCCCCAGAAUAUCUCUGUGACCUGGCUUCAAGAUGCGGAACUCCUGAGUCAGGACACCCAGGACUCUGUGGAUGUUUUUCCCUAUGGGAAUGGGACCUACCAGACCUGGCUGUCCACCAGGAUUCCCCAAGGACAGGAGCAGAGGUUCAGCUGCCAUGUGGUACACAUUGGAAAGAACACCACUGUCCCUGUGUCCUGUGGUGUUGGACUUUGGAAGGGAUGGCCCAUCUUCCUAUCUGUUGCUGUUCUGAUUAUGACAGUUAUGAUUCCUGUUUGUGUCUAUUGCUGCAAGAAGAGCAAGACGCCAUCAGCUGCAGAGGCUUCAGAGCAAAUGAGUCUACAAGACCUGGAUGGUUCUGAAAAGAGUCUCAAACACAUGAGUACUUAAGAUUCCUUGGAGAUCUUUGAUUUAGAAUUCAUUUGUUAUAAUGAUAUUAGUAAAUAUUUUGAAAUUGAAAGUGCAUUUACUUAGAAAAACUAUUUUCAUUGCCAAUUAUAGAUGAAACAAAGUGAUUAUAAAAUCCUGGGGAUGAUGUUUAGCAAAAUAAGUCAUUUUUUGUGACCAUGAACUAUGACAGAGACAACAGAAAUUAUAAAUCUUAAUCCUCAAAAUGUAUGGUUCAAAAAAACCCAUCAUGUACUAAAUGCACUAAAUGCAUCAGAGUGUUUUAAUAUGUAAACAAAAUAAAUGACAGAUUAUUGUUAAAAAAAAAAAAAAAAAAAGACCUGGAUGGGCUGCAAAGACCACCAAGUGACCACACUGGAUCCACACAGCUGGGGUGUCAGCCUCUGCUGAGAGCUCCUAAGGCAUCUCAGGGAGCUUAGCCUGUGCAGCCCUGCUCUGAGCAGCACUUUCCCUCCUUCUCAAUGAUGUGGAAACACAUUGAUUGACUUGGGACUGGGGAAUGUAUAUAAGGUCUUUUCUUCUUAGUGGAAUAUAGAUAGGUGGUCCAUAAAUGGAUUUGCCUUCCCUAACAGCACUCUGUACCAUGCUGAAGCAGUUAAACUUGGUAAGCUGGUGGAAGGGCCUUUUGACUAAGUCAUUAUAGUGCCAAAUAGGUGGUAAUAACUUACAGGACUGGGGCAAGUUUGUCACCCAGUAGGUGAAGAACCGUGACCAGCUGAGGUGUUUACUCAAAGCAAAGAGAACACAGAGCAGGGAAUAGAGUAAACCAACUCUAAUUUGUGACUGACAUGAAAACAAGAGUUAUCAUAGUUUUUAUGAUUAAUAAAUUUAUUAUUACCAUGAUAUAUUGCAAAAUAUUAUUUUCCAAAGACUUUGCCAUUAUCACAAUAAAAAUAAAACCCCUCUGAUUCCUGUGAAUUUAUCUCUGGGUAUCCAAGUCCAGUAAUGAUCUCAUUAUCUGAGCACUGAGAGUGCUUCACUUGUUGCUAUGCCUCUGUAUUGGUGUACUAAUGUCAUAAAAUUUUGUUUGAUUUCCUUGAAAUAUCUGGAUUAAAAAUGCCACUAUUAGGCUAGUGAUAGAUCUCAGUAGUAGAGAACUUGCCUAGCACAUGUGAGGCCUGUGUUUGAUUCCCAGCUUUGCCUCAAGAAACCCUAAGUUCCACUAUUUAACUUACCUAUAUUCAUCUAACAUAUACAAUGAUGAGAGCCAGAAUCUGUGGCAUUUUGCAGUUGCUGCAUGAGCAUGCUGGAUUCAAGUUCUGAGUAAUUUUCCAGUGUUCUUUAUAACAUCUGGGGCAUUGGUGCCAAUGUUUCAAAACCUUUAAGCACAGCUGCUCUGUAGCCUGGCAGAGAUGAGGUGAGCUGGGAGGAAGUCCCACAGGGCAUCUUGAACUUUCCUUUCUCAGAAAUUGCUCAGCAAGAAUUUGAAGAUAGCAAGGACACAAAAAUUCUACUACAGCCUCCAAGGAAGACCUUUUCCUCUUUUAUAGCCUAAUGUGAACAGCAUGCACAUAUCCUGAGCUCUCUUGUGUAGUUUACAUUGUACAGUGACUAAGACAGUGAGCCCUGCUGUGAUCAGAUUACUUCCUUCCUUUUUAGCAAGUGUGUUAUUCUGGUGUUCUAACUCCAAGAUGCAAGGGUCUCUCCAGAAUGUCAGAGACACCUACUGCCCACACAGUGUUCAUGCCCCUGUGUAACAUAGGCCACCUCUGUGGCUCCUGCACUCUUAGCACAAGCCCUCUUCACACUGCCACUCAACUAUUCCAAUUUCCAACCACUUACUGUGCAUGUGUUUUUCAAUUUAAUAUUCAGAUCUAUUCCCUUUACUCUCAUGUUUGCUAAUCAGGAUCAUAGUCACAUGUUAAAUAUGCAAUUUUCAAGUCAUCAUUUAUUGAUAUACAUUUUAAUCAUGGCAUAUAGAGAUGCUAUGGAACUUUUUGUUUUUAUUAUAUCUAAGUUAUACUUGCUUAAAUGGCCAUUAUUGGUGCUUAUGGUUUUCUUCCUUGAUAAGUGAUGGUAAGAUAUAAAAUUAUACUCUGUACUUUGGUUUCCAGCUGCCAAUUAAUUUGGACCAUCCCUCCCAUGGAAUACAACUGAAAAACUGAGGGCAAGAGCACCUACUUGAAAAAUAUGGCUGAAGGGGUAGAUGAGCUAAGAAAGCACUGAAAGUUUACUAGGCCUGGAACCAGAAGGCAGAAAUCUAGAAUAGGAAGUUAAGUGCACUGAGCUUUUGUGCUGGUGGUGUCUUCUGGCUGGGCCAGUGCCUGGGAGCCUCUCAGGGCUGGAGGGCAAAGGCUACAGUUAAAGGGUACAAAAGGGACAUAGGGGGCAACAGCGAUCCCUUGUGUUGGGAUGGGCCCAAAAGGCUAUCCCUUAAGAUUCUAUCAGCCAAUUCUUCUAUGGGUUACAGUUGUAUUUUAACAUAUGUGAUCUAGAGAAUCUGAAUAGCAAAAAGUACAUUAAGGUGUUAUUUCCCACCACUCUUAUUUUAAUUUUUUUUUUCUUUUAAUUGUUUUAAGUUAUCAAGAUCUUUAUUUUUAUCUAUCUAUCUAUCUCUCUACUUAUUUAUAUGUGGUGCUGAGAAUCAAACCUAGGGCCUUACACGUGCUGGGCAAGCACUCCACCACUAAGCCACAACCGCAGCCCCCAGCACUCUUGUUAAGCAUUAUAAUUGAGAACCUCCUCAAUGUUUUCAAGGGAGAAAAUAAAUAAUAUAGAAGGGUUUGAACAGAGAUAUUGAACUCUCAUAAUUUGCAAAUAAUAAUAUGUUGAAUUCAUAAAGUCCCAAAUUAUUAUAAAUUCUUGGAAUUAAUAACAUAGUUUCCUAUGGUUGCUAGAUUAAUAUAUCUAUUUCAAUGUUUUAUAUUCCAGAAGUGAACAGAGUAUAAAUUUAACAAGAAAUCAUUGACAUAGUAAGAAUACAUUUUAUACACUUCUAGAAUGAAAUCUACAAUUUUUCCUCCAAAUAGCAAAUGGGGUAUAUUUUAAUAAACUUAUUCAGUAAUUAGAGUAGACAGUUAACUAACUGAAGACAAUUGCCAAGAUUCUGGCUUGUGAUUCAAUAUUUCAAUGGCAUUAAUUUCCAAAAAUGUUUCAAUAAUUCUAAUCAACCUCAAUCAAAUAUCCACUAGGCAUUGUGUGGCACUUGGUUGGGGGAUUCUAAGCCUUUUAUAGAAAUAUACAUGAAUAAUAGCCAAGACACCUUUAAACAAGAAGAAUAAGGGACUGUAUUCUCUUAGUAGAUAUCAAGACUUACAUUGCAGUUAUCAUAAGCAGAGAGUAGGGUGUUGAUACAGAGAUAGACAAAUAGAUUUGUGGGUAGAAAGACACAAACCAAACAAUACACAUGAAGAUAUUAUGAGACUACAGUGUGUAUCAGAGAGAGAGAGAGAGAAAGAGAAUACAAACUGGCACUAUAUGUAAAAUAGUGAUAUCUGAGAUAUCUACACAGCAGACUAAGAUAUUUCCUGGCUUUAGAGUGUUGAUAUAUAAUACUGAUAACAUUAGAGAUUGAUGGGUAAAGAACAAAUUUUAAAGAAAUGAUUUUAGUGCAAUUGGUUACCCGUAUGGAAAAAAUGGAAUUGUACUCAUCUCUUCCAAAAUAUUAAUUAACAUGGUAGACUACCUUCACUACCUUAGCAAAGGGAAAUGUUUUUCAUCCAAGUUACAAUAAAACAUUUACUCUAAGGGAAAUGGGAUAAAAUUAAAGAUAUUAAAUUUGAGAUUCCAGAUCAUUUGGACAUUUUCCAUUCCUAGUGGACAAUGGUAAUGACUAAAUGUCCUUCAGCAAAAUCUCAUUAAGAAGAAUAUACCUUGGAAUGCAUUAUAGGGAUCUUUCUUAAAGGCACCUAACCUUCUAGUCAAAGGAUGGCAUCUGACAUAUAAUUUGGCUUUGGUUGGAACUGGGUAAGAGUUCAGAAGACAUGAGAUUACCCAGAAUACUUAGCAGUUCUUACACCUACAUGUGUCAAGAGGCACAUAAACUCCUUGAUGAGGAGAGUGUCCUCCCAGCACUCUGAGGAGGAGAUAUGGUGAGGAGAGAGUUGAGCAGGUUAUAUGUAAUCUUUACAUACCACAUUCCCAUUUCUCUGAGCCACUGUAGAUGCCUCCCUCUACAAUUUAUCUGAGGUAUCUGCACAGCAGACUAGGAUAUUUCCUGGCUCUAGAGUUUGCUUCAAUUUCUAGCUGGUUUUGAUUCACACCCAACAGUGAGACUCUCUGCUCUGAGCCACUGCUUCUUCCAUUGGUUGCUCAUUGGAAUCCCUGGAGAGUUUCACAGACAGGAUUGGUACUUGAAUUACUUUUCUGGUGAAUGAGAUUGAAGGAUAUAAUUUGUGAUCCUGGCCUGGGGCUAUUUAAGGCUAUCCCAGGUGACUCAAAGUGAAGAUGAGUUUGAGAAGCACAUGCUGUCUGACUAUAUUCAUAUGUCAUUCUGGAAGAAGAAAAUCUACAUGAACAGAAAACAGAUUUAGAUUGUUAUCAAGAGUUGGAUAGGAGAGUGAUAAAUAAGAUUCAAAAGAAAAUUUUAGGAUGAAGGAUCUGUUCUAUGCAGAACGGAUGUAAUACGUUUUGGAUGUAUUAGGGUGUUAUGGUUUGAAUCUUAAAUGGCCCCCCAAAACUCAUGUGUUUAAAGGCUUGGUCUCCAGCUGACAGCACUUUGGGGAGGUGGUGGAAAUUCUAGGAUCUGGGACUUGGGACCUAGUUGAAGGAAGUAGGUGAGUAUGUGGGAGUGUAUCAUUGAAGGAUAGAUAUUGUCCCCAGCACCUGUUGCAUGUUCUCUCCUCUCUCUUUCUCUCUCAAGGAAACUCUAAAUGCACACACACACACACACACACACACACACACACACACACCUUCUGUAAGUAAAACGUAUAUACUCAACAAUAUCACAAAUUUAACUGUGGCCAGGGUGUAUGUGUUUCAUUCAUUUUUAGGUCAUUGACACCAAGAAAGAGUAAUCCUCAUUAACUUGUGGCUGUCCUAAUCUAGUAAUUAAACAUUUUCUUGUCUUGUUUCUUGUUCACCAAUGAGAAGAAGGAGCUGCAUUUGUGGUCAGUUCUGGUCUUCUGGGAGAUCCUUCCUUUCUUUCUGGAUUGAAUCUCUGUGUUAAUUCAUGCAUGUUUCCCUCCCUCUACUCAAAAAUCAUUCAAGAUAACUAGAGUGUAAAGAUUCAGAAAUUCUUAGUCUAUCUGGCAGGAUUCCACUUCCAAAGAUGACAGAUCAGCCUGUUUCAAACCAACCCAUCCCCCCAGGAACAAUGGUGAAUCGGUCAGUAGGUAAAAAUAUCCAUGUGAAGGCACUGGAGAGUGAUCAAGGCAAUGAAGCCUCUGAGACCAGAGUUUAGACAGAGGAAAAUCCCAGGUAUGUGAGCACUACAUUUGACAACUCUCUGCUUCAAAGUGUAUGUCAAGUUCAGGCUGGUAGCUGGGAGCCUGGGAAGCAGAGUGGGAUUUUCAGAAGAUUUCACUGGUAGAGAAAUUUAACAUUGGAGAAUACAGUUUUACAGAAUGAAAAUGAAUGAACUAUUGUUAUAGCAAAAAAAGUGGAUGACCUCACCAAAACAAACAAAUUUGAGCAAAAUAAGGGUGUAUGGAAUCACUUAUCUCAAGCCCAGCAAAUGGAUUUGGAGAAGCCCAUAGAAUGAAGGCUCUCACAAGUGAUUUGUCUGACAACAGAGAUUAUCACAAGAGAUUUUUCUAAUCUGCAGCUUGUGACUGCAGAUAUACAAGCACAGCAAUUAGCACAAGGACAGCUAGUAGUUUAUGGAACACUUGCCUGAUGCUCUCUUUUGCAAAUCCAAUCCAAGGAAGCAGCCUGGUAUGUUAGGGUAACAAGUUUACCUGGUAUCUGCCAAUGCUACAGCCACCUGCCUAUCAGAGCUCACCAGCCCCUAUGUAGUGCCACAUGUGCCCAGGAACUUUCCUUCACAUGAUUUAUGUAACUUACCCCCAAAAUCCUCAAGUGUGUUCUUUGAUUUUCCAAAAAACAAGACACCAGCAUGGUCUGCAUGUGUCUAAAAGGUCAAUUCUAUUCUGUGCUGAUUCCCAAAUAAAACCUGUUGCUUGAGAUUUGU
Marmota monax (woodchuck) is the source of this 13156-nucleotide messenger RNA. Its product is annotated as MHC class I polypeptide-related sequence B. The transcript has 5 exons. Gene Ontology annotation, molecular function: peptide antigen binding; signaling receptor binding. Lineage: Eukaryota; Metazoa; Chordata; Mammalia; Rodentia; Sciuridae. Gene Ontology annotation, cellular component: external side of plasma membrane. The record is from RefSeq and is a predicted model, not a curated record. Bases 5968 to 7065 code for a protein of 365 amino acids. Gene Ontology annotation, biological process: antigen processing and presentation of endogenous peptide antigen via MHC class Ib; positive regulation of T cell mediated cytotoxicity; immune response.